AUGGCCGGAAGAAUGCUAAAAUGGUCCCUCGAGCUAUCCGAAUUCGACAUACAAUACGAAAGCAGGAAGGCACUAAAAGCUCAAGCAAUGGCAGAUUUCAUAGCCGAAAUGACCUCAAUCGCUAACUCCCCGGCCCCCACUGAGAAUAAAUGGACCAUCUACGUAGAUGGCGCCUCAAGCAGCUCGGGAAGCGGGGCCGGCAUUAUCCUAGAAAACGACGAAAGUCUAAUCAUCGAAGUAUCCUUGGUUUUGUCCUUCACCACGUCAAACAACCAGGCUGAAUACGAAGCCUUCCUAGCGAACCUACGACUCGCCGAAGAUGUGGGUGCUCGGGAGGUCAAGAUCUACACCGACUCCCAACUCGUCGCAUCCCAAAUCAGCAGCGAUUACCAAGCCAAAAACGACGUGCUCGUCGAGUACCUCACGCUCGUCAAAGAUAAGAUGAAAAGAUUCGCAAUGGCAGAAGUCGAGCAUAUCCCCCGAGAACACAACUCAUGUGCCGACGUCUUGUCUAAACUCGUGAGCACGAGAAAGAAAGGCGGAAACAAGUCGGUGAUCCAGGAAAUCCUAUCCUGGCCGAGCAUAGAAAGGCCCCUAACCCCUACCAGUACUCGCCAUAGGCGACGACCACUGCUGGAUGACCCCGGUAUACAACUUCCUCACGAAGGACGAACUUUCGACCGAGGCGAAAGAAGCUUCCGCGAUCAAAAGACGAGCCUGCUCGUACACCAUCGUCGAGAACAAACUAUACCGCGAGGUUUCUCCAUUCCCCUCCUCAAAUGUGUCGACGCCCCGCAAGCGCUCGAGAUACUUCAAGAGCUUCACGAGGGGAUCAACGGCCAACACCCCGGCGGCCGAUCACUGGCGAGAAAGGCCCUCAGAGCCGGGUAUUACUGGCCGACCAUGCAGCAAGAUUCCAAGGAGCACGUCCAGAAAUGCGACAAAUGUCAGCGUCAUGCCGACAUGCACUUAGCUCCCCCGAAUGAGCUUAAGUCUCUGUCAUCACCCUGGCCUUUCUCCACCUGGGGAAUGGACCUCCUCGGAGCAUUCCCGGUCGGGUCGUACCAAAACAAGUAUCUAGUGGUCGCCGUGGACUACUUCACUAAAUGGAUAGAAGCCGAAGCGCUCGCCAGAUCACAUCCCAAAACAUGCUCCGCUUUUAUAAACGGAACAUUCUCGCUCGGUUCGGGGUACCACAGGCAAUUAUAA
Messenger RNA from Vicia villosa (hairy vetch), 1209 nucleotides. RefSeq lists its product as uncharacterized. The record is from RefSeq and is a predicted model, not a curated record. Gene Ontology annotation, molecular function: nucleic acid binding; RNA-DNA hybrid ribonuclease activity. The coding region runs from base 1 to 1209 and encodes 402 amino acids. NCBI's taxonomy places the organism in Eukaryota, Viridiplantae, Streptophyta, Magnoliopsida, Fabales, Fabaceae. Gene Ontology annotation, biological process: DNA integration. The transcript has a single exon.